Messenger RNA from Carassius gibelio (silver crucian carp), 1318 nucleotides. RefSeq names its product zinc finger, CCHC domain containing 10 (gene zcchc10). The record is from RefSeq and is a predicted model, not a curated record. Gene Ontology annotation, molecular function: nucleic acid binding; zinc ion binding. Bases 401 to 880 code for a protein of 159 amino acids. The transcript has 4 exons. NCBI's taxonomy places the organism in Eukaryota, Metazoa, Chordata, Actinopteri, Cypriniformes, Cyprinidae.
GAAGGCUUAAGAUGUACAACAAUAUCCGCCCAAACUGGAAGGGUAAUGAGAUCGAAUUCUCUCCAUUCUGUGCUACAAGGCACAGCCAGAUCAAAAGACGGAGUCACCGGUAGUUUUGGUUUUGUAAAAUAUAGACCAACCAUUUUAUCAUUAAAAAUUUUCACAAAUUUCAAAAAGUCUUCACAAUUCAACUAGUUAUUAGAUGGAAAAAAAUUAAUUUACCGUGAAAAUGUAUUGGUGCCGAGGCCUUCACGGUUUAUAUUGACUUACUACAUGUUAACCUUUUAUAGUCACCUCAUAGAUAGAUUAUUAAAACAGUCAAAAAGAUGAAGCUUUUAGAUGCCACGCUUUUAUUUUCCGACAUUAAACCGGAAGUCAGACUCACUCGAUCGCGUCCAACAUGGCGACUCCCAUGCACAGACUGAUCGCUCGGAGACAAGCGGAGGCAAACAAACAGCAUGUGCGCUGUCAGAAGUGUCUGGAACACGGACACUGGUCCUAUGAGUGCACUGGGAAGAGAAAGUAUCUUUAUAGACCUUCUAGGACAGCCGAGCUGAAAAAGAGACUCAAAGACAAGGAGAACAAUCCUUCGGAUGAUGUGGGAGCUGGAAUAAUGGCACGCAGUGAGAAAAAACCUAAGAAAAAGAGGUCCUCCUCCAGUUCCAGCAGCGGCAGCAGUGAUUCGUCCAGCUCUUCCAGUGACUCUUCCUCAGACAGCAGCGACUCAUCCAGCUCCUCAUCCUCGUCUGAAGACAGUAGCAGUGACAGCGACGACAGCUCCAGCUCUUCCUCCUCCUCCUCGUCUUCCUCCGCUUCUGACUCUGAUUCCUCCAGCAGUUCUGAUCAGGGCCCUCCAAAGAAGAGAAAGAAGAAGAAAUGAGGGUCCAGUUCAUCUGAUUCGAGUCCAGAACUUGUGUCAUAUACAUUGAUGGAAUUGACUGUCACUUUGCUAUUGAAUAUGUGAGAGUAGGAUGGGAAGUCAUGUAUAAAAAGAUUGAGACAUAUGUAUGUAUAUUCUCAUUGUUUUGUAGAAUGUGAAAAUCAAACACUUCAGAUUUGCUUAUUUACAACUUUGUUUUCUCUCCAUGGCAGAGUGUAGUGGUGUCUCAAACAUGAUUUAUUCGUUCAUACCAACAUCAGUUGAUUUAUUUCACAGCUUUCUGACCAUUUUUUAUUUUAAUUUUUUUUUAAGAACUGACCAUGAAGUAGGAAUUGUGGCAUAUGUACAGGCUGAAGCGCAUUAACAUUGUCUUCAUUUUAAGAUGGUCUUAUGAAAUAAACUGAUUUCUUACACAAAGAAAUGCAAGUAAAUGUGAAA